Messenger RNA from Pisolithus orientalis, 2510 nucleotides. RefSeq names its product armadillo-type protein. The transcript has 11 exons. The record is from RefSeq and is a predicted model, not a curated record. Lineage: Eukaryota; Fungi; Basidiomycota; Agaricomycetes; Boletales; Pisolithaceae. Gene Ontology annotation, biological process: protein dephosphorylation. Gene Ontology annotation, molecular function: protein phosphatase regulator activity. Bases 166 to 2280 code for a protein of 704 amino acids.
AGGGUAUUUAUUUCGCAUGCAUUUCCAUCAUUUCUAGCGCACGUCACUCCGCUUGAAGCUGUCGAGUAUGUUUUACCACUGCUUCCAAGUUUAGCUAUGGACGAAGGUACCUUCACACUAUAUUAGUUCUGACGCAGCACGUUCAUCUUUUAUGACGUGUUAUAGAUGAGGCAGUUAAGGAGGCGCUGGCCUCCGAACUCGUUGGAAUUUUGUGGUGGUUCCUCACGGUGGGGAAUUAUUUUAAUCUUUCCUCGUUGGUCCCGCACUAAACGUGCCCUUUCGAAGCGCUCUGCUGAUUGCCAACCUAAUUACACUGAUGGUGACGUGACCCUGAUGUCCGUUCAAGCUUUCACGCCUAUCCUGGGAACCUUUCUCCUGAGCCCGAACGGCAUGGUCAGUGGGCCAGCGCGAUAUGCUGUCGUUGAAUUGCUGGGUAGGAUAAAGAAAGCAGAUGCCGCAGAAGACGAAGGGGUGGAGGGUGAUCAUGGUGCGGGUGGCUGCGGGCUUUUUGGGAGGCCACAAAGAAGAUUGUUUGAGGACGAAGUCCUUCAUCAGAUCAAGACGAAACUUGUGGACGUAUGGUUUGAUGCGUCCGCACGAACCCCUGCAACGGAAAUACCAGCUCAGGUGUCCGCGUCGGGAGCCGUUGAUCAACUAUAUGAUCCUACCGUCAAUCCAUACUUUCCCGUUCCUCCCCCCUCUCCAUCGUCGCCCGUAUCUUCUCUCCCGCCAUUUUCUUCCGCGACUAUCGCGGUUCCCGUUCCUUCGGUGUCUGUAGUUCCGCCAAGUCCACCGCCCUGCGUUACUCCACUCCCAGAAUUACCUCCUACAAGAAUGGCUACCUCGUACGGGUCGGUUUUGCCUACGGCACCGCAGUCGGCAGACGUAGAGGCGCGUCAGGAGACGGAGGAUGAGACUGACGCUACCGAACAGGCGGCCAUUGGGCGGCUGUCGAGUAUGAGUUUGAUCGCCGCCGUCACAGCUGGAGGUUCACUAGCACCUGAUAUUCAGCGUGUAUUUGUAAAGGAGGUGGAGCGCGCGGGUAAAGAUCCAGUAUACUGGGUAAGACGAGAAGCAUCAUUUGCGCUCGGUGCACUUGCGAAAGUCGUGCCGGAAGAAUUAGUCUUGACAUUACUCCCCUUGUUUGAUUCCUUGCGAUCAGAUUCGGUGUGGAAUGUCCGCCACUCCUCACUCUUUGCACUUCCCGCGGUCCUUUCCCGUUUAUCACCCCAUCUACGACGUUCCGUAGCACUUUCGACACUCGUUCCACUUUCGCGGGAUGAAUCACCAGCUGUGCGGUCCGGGGUAUUGGAAGCCCUUGGGGAAGUCCUGUAUACCUUCCACACUGACCAAGAUGGACCACCUUCUGAGUUGCUCCGACUUUUCCUGGGCCGCGAGCAGCCUUUCAAAGAGCAGUAUCCAGCUCGCCCCCUUGCGUGUGCGUUCAACUAUCCUGCUGUCGCACUAACAUUAGGAUCUGCCAGAUGGGGAGAACUGCGGGAAUACUACUUGACUUUGGCCCAAUGUAGGACGUCCAAAGUUCGGAGAACGCUUGCGGCGAGUUUGGGUGAAUUGGCACGGGUGAUCGGGCCUGAGAACGCGGCCCGUGACCUCUCACAGGCAUGGGAAGAAGGCUGGCUCUCGCGGAAUUGGCGGGCGAGAGAAAAUCUGAUUCAGGUGCUAGCUGAUCUCGCCGGAUCUCCAUCCCAUCCCGACUGCGUGUGCAGGCUGCUCAAAAAUGGACUUGAAGAUGAUUUCGGAACGGUUAGGGAUGCUGCGAUCCAUGUGAUCACGCGUAUCUGGGCUGACUGUGAUAAAUGGGCGGUUGUUCUCGACGGCCUCCGCCGAGAUAUCAUUGCCUUGGCACACGCUUCCUCAUAUCGAAAACGCAUGACAUAUGUUGCUUGUCAGCAAUCUCUGGUGUCGAUGACAGAGAAAAACUCGUUUGUCGUGGACGAUACUAACUGGGAGGCACUUAGACAGCUCGCUCACGAUCGUGUCGUGGGCGUUCGCAUUGGCGUCGCACGUCUCGCUAAAUCGUUGUACGAUAAGCACACUCGUUCGUCCGGUCUUCAAGUUCCCCAGCGCAUAAUCGACUUGGUAGAGCAACUUCGUCGAGACACGUCGACAGAGGUGCGGUCUUACGUCCCGAAGGUCGUCGAUUUCUGUGACGAAACGCAUGCUACUGGGUCGAGUCGCUCUGGAGUAUUUGCAACGUUUUCGCGACCACCGCCGAUCACGAACCGGUCGGAAAAGGACGUACCGAUGACUUCGCUAUGACCACUGGGGCCCUCAGUCGCUGGCACUGUCAUUUAUGAUCUGUCAUGUUUCACCUGAAACGACUGCCUGGUCAUCAUGAAUCCGCUAUUUAUGGACGAUGGCUUACGGCCCCGCCGCUGUUACCCUACACUCCGAUCACCAUGUACUGUUGAAUCUUAUUGUAUCGUACACUACUUUUGUCGUAUCAUACUGUAGAGAAUUGACAUCAGUUUAUUUGAUGCUGCACAGAC